Messenger RNA from Panicum virgatum (switchgrass), 1384 nucleotides. Its product is annotated as protein SRC2-like. The transcript has a single exon. Gene Ontology annotation, biological process: defense response. NCBI's taxonomy places the organism in Eukaryota, Viridiplantae, Streptophyta, Magnoliopsida, Poales, Poaceae. The coding region runs from base 120 to 1172 and encodes 350 amino acids. The record is from RefSeq and is a predicted model, not a curated record.
AACCGGCGAAACAAUCCCCAAUUCUUUGUGAUCCGGCGGCGCACGAGCCGAUCGAUUCAGAAGAACCAAUCCCCAUCUUGACUCCCUUCCCUCUCGUCUCCACCGAAAAGUCUGCAGCCAUGGCGACGAGGACGCUGGAGCUGACGCUGAUCUCGGCCAAGGAUCUCAAGGAGGUGAACCUGCUCUCCAAGAUGGAGGUCUACGCCUUCGUCUCGCUCUCCGGCGACCCCCGCUCGCGGCAGCGGAUCCAGGCCGACCGCACCGGCGGCCGCAACCCCACCUGGAACGCCACGCUCCGAUUCAACGUCCCGGCCAGCGGCGCCGGGUCCCUCCACGUCCUCCUCCGCGCCGAGCGCGCCCUCGGCGACCGCGACGUCGGCGAGGUCCACAUCCCGCUCUCCGAGCUCCUCUCCGGCGCCCCCGACGGCCCCGUCCCCGCCAAGUUCGUCGCCUACCAGGUCCGCAAGAUCUCCUCCGGCAAGCCACAGGGAGUCCUCAACUUCUCCUACAAGCUCGGUGAGGUCACCCAAUCGGCCGCUGGCUACGCCCCCGCCCCCGCCCAGUCCGCCUACACCCAGCCUCCCUCCGCCUACCCGCCGGCAGGCAAGACCGACGCGUACCCGCCUCCCUCCGCCUACCCGCCUGCGGCCAAGGCCGACGCGUACCCGCCUCCCACCGCCUACCCGCCGGCCGCCAAGGCCGACGCAUACCCUCCUCCAACCGCCUAUCCGCCCACCGGCAAGACCGAGGCGCCAGCAACCGCUUACCCGCCCCCAUCCGGCUACCCGCCAGCCUCGGGCAAGCCGGCUAAGGCCGGCGAGCCGGUGACUGCGUACCCUGCCGCCGGCCCCAGCACCGCGGCGCCCUACGCCGCUCCUCCGCCGCAGUACGGGUACGGUUACCCACCGCAGCAGCCCGCCGGGUACGGGUAUCCUCCCCCGCCGCCGCAAGCCGGGUACGGGUACGGUGGGUACCCGCCGCAGGCCGGGUACGGGUACCAGCAGCAGGCCGUGAAGCCGCAGAAGAAGAAGAACAACUUCGGGAUGGGGCUCGGGGCCGGGCUGCUCGGAGGCGCCGUCGGCGGGCUCCUGAUCGGCGAUAUGAUGUCGGACGCGUCGGCGUACGAUGCCGGCUACGACGCCGGGUUCGACGACGGCGGCUUCGAUUUCUAGAGCGUUCUGGCUACUGGCUUCAUCCUACUACAGUAGAGGCCUUUGUUUUGCAUUUGACUUUGUGUUUCGUUUGUACUCCUACCUAAUUGUCUCAGGACCGAAUCAAACUAUGCAUCUUACUCCUGAUGUCUCAGGAGUACCUGAUGCCAUGGUAAUGUAAAUAUGAUGCCGCAGAGACAGUAUAUGAAUUGCAAUUUCGUUUUUGUUCUGAA